Lichtheimia ornata is the source of this 1077-nucleotide messenger RNA. RefSeq names its product fructose-bisphosphate aldolase, class II. NCBI's taxonomy places the organism in Eukaryota, Fungi, Mucoromycota, Mucoromycetes, Mucorales, Lichtheimiaceae. The coding region runs from base 1 to 1077 and encodes 358 amino acids. The transcript has 3 exons. Gene Ontology annotation, molecular function: zinc ion binding; fructose-bisphosphate aldolase activity. The record is from RefSeq and is a predicted model, not a curated record. Gene Ontology annotation, biological process: glycolytic process; gluconeogenesis. Gene Ontology annotation, cellular component: cytosol.
AUGGGUAUCCUUGAUAUUGUUCCAACAGGUGUCAUCACCGGAGAUGAUGUGCUCAAGCUAUUCAACUAUGCUCAAGAACAUGCAUUUGCUAUUCCAUCGGUGAAUGUUACAUCGACCAGUACUGCCAAUGCUGUACUUGAAGCAGCACGUGACAUCCGUUCGCCCAUCAUUAUCCAAUUCUCAAAUGGUGGUGCCGCGUUCUUUGCAGGCAAGGGCCUCGAUAACACUAACCAGCAAGCUGCCGUGAUGGGUGCUGUUGCUGGGGCACAUUAUGUCCGAUCCGUUGCCAAAGCAUACAACAUCCCAGUGGUGCUGCAUACCGACCAUUGUGCCAAGAACUUGCUUCCAUGGUAUGAUGGCAUGUUGCAAGCUGAUGAAGAGUACUUUAAAGCACAUGGUGAACCACUUUUCUCGUCGCACAUGCUCGAUUUAUCAAAGGAAGACAAGGAUGAAAACAUUCGCAUCUGCUGCGACUAUUUGAAACGCAUGGCGCCUAUGAAGCAAUGGCUUGAAAUGGAAAUUGGCAUUACCGGUGGUGAAGAAGAUGGUGUUGACAAUGAAAAUGUGGAAAACGCUUCCUUGUUCUCCCAACCUGAAGAUGUGUGGGAUAUCUACAAAGCAUUUGCACCCAUCUCAAAGUACUUUUCAAUUGCAGCUGCAUUUGGUAACGUCCAUGGAUCUUAUGCUCCUGGUAAUGUAAAGUUGCAUCCUGAGCUGUUGGCCAAACAUCAAGACUACGUGCGUGAACAACUCGGUAGCACUGAAAGACAUCCUGUUUUUCUUGUGUUCCAUGGUGGUUCAGGAUCCACCAAAGAAGAAAUCCAUGAAGCUGUACGCAACGGGGUAGUCAAAAUGAACGUGGAUACUGAUACACAAUGGGCAUACUGGGAUGGCUUGCACAAGUAUUACGAGGCCAACAAAGAUUAUCUGCAAACACAAGUUGGCAAUCCCCAGGGUCCUGAAAAGCCCAACAAGAAGCAAUACGAUCCUCGAGUCUGGUUACGUGCUGCUGAAAAGAGCAUGAUUGUACGUACCCAAGAAGCAUGCCAUGAUCUUGGCAACGUCCAUAAAUUGUAG